Molecule: messenger RNA, 3752 nt
Organism: Oldenlandia corymbosa var. corymbosa
Lineage: Eukaryota; Viridiplantae; Streptophyta; Magnoliopsida; Gentianales; Rubiaceae
Source: the annotation of a GenBank genome assembly
CUUCUCUUCUUUGUACCAACAGAUGGACAUGUUAUUUUGAAGUGAUUGCCAUGAUAGUUUUAUCUUAAUUACAGUCUUAAUCUAUUUCACAUUGAAAAAAUCAUGUUAGGUCUUUAUGAUAUUGUAAAUCGUGAUUGUUGUCUUUCAUUAAGAGGACAAGCACCCUUAUGUAUCAAUUUCUUAAAUCGUGGGUUUGUUUGUUCUAUUGUUAUAAAUGUUUGGUUAAUGUGUGGGAAGAGAGUGGAAAUAUGGUUGGCACUAAUAAUCGCUAAUGACAUCCUGUCAUAUAAAAUUGCUUGAAAUUGAAAGUGAAGAUAAUGUUGACAUGCCUUAAAAUAUUACUAUCUAUGUGGUCUUUUGUUGGAUCUAAAUGAAUAUUUGGUCUUUAGUGCUUCUUAUCCGUUGCCCUGAAUUACUAAUACCCCAUUUAGAAGGCAUUUCGAGAAUUCAUAUGUAUGAUCAUAUAGUUACAGUGGAGGAUAUCAUAUUUUAUAUUGAUAUGAUAGAUGCAGAAUGCUCCAGCAAAUAGGAUGUUUUGAUGGAAAACUAGCAUAUCAGUGGUAGAUAAAGUGAAAUUUAAAAAAUAAAAUUCAUUUAUUCAAAAGUUCUUGCAUUUGUUAUUCAUGUGAUCCUCUUUCUUUGUAGUUUAAUGUUGCUCAUUUAUUUGUGUAAGUGACUAUUACCAGAAGUAUUGAGUUAAGUGGGUGAUUAUUUGAUUAUUGCAGGAACCUGGCUGGAGAAAUUGCGCAAGAAUAUGCCAAGCGUCAGAGUGAGGAAGCUCCCAUCGAUGAUUUAAUGGAGCUUGUGCACCAAAUUGUAGCUUUUCAUAUGCAGGCAAGAGGCUUCUAAGACUUUUAUUUGUGACUUGUGUAUUUCCUUUUCGGUUUAUCAUACUCUCCCAUGCACAUGUUUGAAUGCAUAGCUACCAUUUUGCUUUGUCCGCUGCUUGGUAUUAGACACGUUGAUAUUGCAACAUGUCUACCUAACCCCUGUUUCUCAUCAGUUUGAUAAGUUUUUAUGUUUUUAUUUUCAGCACAAUGCUGAACCAGAGGCUGUUGAUCUUUUAAUGGAGGUUGAAGACCUAGAUCUCUUGGUAGAGCAUGGGGACAAGAAUAAUUUCAAAAGGACCUGCUUGUAUCUCACAAGUUCGGCCAAAUACCUUCCAGGACCGGAUGAUAUUUUAGUUUUGGAUAUUGCAUACAUGAUUUACAUGAAAUUUGAAGAAUUCACUCGUGCGCUUCAGAUAGCUUUGUAUCUUGAUAAUAUGCAGUAUGUGAAGCAGAUCUUUACCACGUGCAACGACCUUUUGCAAAAGAAGCAGUUUUGCUACAUGCUUGCUCGACAGGGCAUUACUUUUGAGCUUGAUGAAGAGAUGAGUGCAGAUGAUGAAGAGAGGGAGGGACUACAAGAAAUCAUUAACAAUACUAAAUUGAAUGAAGGUUAUCUUACACUUGCUCGUGAUAUAGAGGUCAUGGAACCAAAAUCCCCUGAAGAUAUUUACAAGGCUCACUUACUUGAUGGUCGAGCAAGCGCUGGAGCUAGUGUUGAUUCAGCCCGACAGAACUUGGCUGCGACAUUUGUGAAUGCUUUUGUAAAUGCCGCCUUUGGCCAGGAUAAAUUGAUGACAGUUACAUCGGAAGCUUCAAGUGGCUCUUCCACUAACUGGCUUUACAAGAACAAAGAUCAUGGAAAGACCAGCGCUGCAGCUAGCCUGGGUAUGAUUUUGCUCUGGGAUGUUGAUUCUGGGCUAGCUCAAAUUGACAAGUACUUUCACAGCACCGAUACACCUGUUAUCGCAGGUGCAUUAUUAGGGGUUGGAAUUGUAAAUUGUGGCGUCAAGAAUGACUGUGACCCCGCAUUGGCACUUCUGGCCGAUUAUGUUGACAGAGAAGAUUCUUCUAUCAGAAUAGGUGCUAUAAUGGGUCUAGCACUUGCAUAUGCUGGUUCUCAGAAUGAACAAAUUCGGAGUAAACUCAUUCCUGUACUCGGGGAUGCAAAGGCAACCCUCGAUGUGAUUGCAUUUGCUGCCAUCUCCUUGGGUAUAGUUUUUGUUGGUUCUUGUAAUGAAGAUAUUGCACAAGCAAUCAUAUUUGCGUUGAUGGACCGGAGCGAGGCUGAAUUAAGUGAUCCCCUCUCACGACUACUACCUCUUGGGCUUGGUCUGCUCUAUCUUGGCAAGCAGGAAAGUGUGGAGGCUACAGCUGAGGUAUCGAAGACCUUCAAUGAAAAGAUCCGGAAGCAUUGUGACAUGACUCUGCUGUCCUGUGCCUAUGCGGGGACAGGAAAUGUUCUUAAGGUUCAACAUUUCCUGGGUCAGUGUGCACAACAUCUCGAGAAGGGUGAAACUUUUCAGGGUCCAGCUGUAUUGGGAAUAGCAAUGGUAGCAAUGGCUGAAGAACUUGGGCUUGAAAUGGCUAUUCGCUCCUUGGAGCAUCUCUUACAGUACGGCGAGCAGAAUAUUAGGAAAGCAGUUCCUCUGGCUUUGGGUCUACUCUGUAUUUCAAACCCUAAGGUCAAUGUCAUGGACACCCUUAGCAGACUUAGCCAUGAUUCUGAUUCUGAAGUUGCAAUGGCUGCCAUAAUCUCUUUGGGCUUGAUAGGUGCCGGAACCAACAAUGCGAGAAUAGCUGGCAUGCUCCGGAAUUUGUCCAGCUAUUACUAUAAAGAAGCUAGCCUCCUCUUCUGUGUACGAAUUGCUCAGGGUUUGGUCCAUUUGGGGAAGGGCCUGUUAACCCUUUCUCCCUACCACUCUGAACGUUUCUUGUUAUCCCCGACUGCCCUUGCUGGACUAGUUACUUUAUUACACGCAUGCCUCGAUAUGAAAGCAAUGAUUUUAGGGAAGUAUCACUAUAUAUUAUACUUCCUCGUUCUUGCGAUGCAGCCGAGAAUGCUCUUAACUGUGGAUGAGAACCUCAAGCCUCUUCCCGUGCCUGUUCGUGUUGGACAAGCUGUGGACGUUGUCGGUCAAGCGGGUAGACCAAAAACUAUCACAGGGUUCCAAACCCACACGACCCCUGUACUUCUGUCUGCUGGAGAUAGAGCUGAACUUGCGACAGAGAAGUACAUCCCACUUUCACCGAUUCUCGAGGGGUUCGUAAUUUUGAAGGAGAAUCCAGAUUAUAGAGAGGACUAGUAGGUUGAUGGGACGAGGACGACUGUGUUGACAAUUCUUGCUAGUUGUAAAAGAUCAUUCUUUGGAUGAGUUUCAGUUUUUGGACAUAUUAUGCAUCCAGAGUCUCUUUUUUCUGUUCUCCUUUCAAUAGAAUCGUUGAUGAACUCUACAAUCAACGCCCUUUGAGUAAUUUAUUUUUGAUGUGUGUUUUAAGGCAUAUCUUUGACGUUUUCGUACCCUUGUCAGUCCUUCGAACUGAGUAUGUACUUGUGUUAUUUAGUUCCAAUGACAACUACCAAGCCUGCUUUAUAGGAGACAUGAGAACACCAAAACCUGAUCAAUUCCAAAAUCUAUAGCUCCUUUGAUGCUAACAUCAAAAGAGUCAAUUCCAGAAAAAAAAAAAAAAGAAAAAGAAAUCAAUUCAAGCUCACCUUUAAUCCACCAAAUUCAAUCAAUAUUUCGGAUGCAAAAAUUAUUUGUUCUAUAGAAAGCAACAUAAAAUUGUAUUUCAUGAAAGUAGUUAAAACUAGUGACGCGGCAACCAUAAUAAUAAAGAUUUAAAGGAGAGAAUAAAUUAUUAUGAAUAAUAUAAACGUCUGAGUGUCUAACCAAAGUGUUUGUUUUUUAGAGUAAAACAUUA